Cyprinodon tularosa is the source of this 2037-nucleotide messenger RNA. RefSeq names its product 3-hydroxymethyl-3-methylglutaryl-CoA lyase-like 1 (gene hmgcll1). Gene Ontology annotation, biological process: ketone body biosynthetic process; L-leucine catabolic process. Gene Ontology annotation, molecular function: hydroxymethylglutaryl-CoA lyase activity. NCBI's taxonomy places the organism in Eukaryota, Metazoa, Chordata, Actinopteri, Cyprinodontiformes, Cyprinodontidae. The transcript is spliced from 9 exons. Bases 350 to 1360 code for a protein of 336 amino acids. The record is from RefSeq and is a predicted model, not a curated record.
AAUUUCUCUCACUCUGUUUUUUCUUAUUUUGUUUUUGUCUUUAGUGUCUUUUGUAUUUUUCUUCUUUCAAUUUUCCUUAUUGUCCAAAGAUUUUGUAGCUGUUUGAUUUUUCAACUAAGCUAAUCUCUCAUACCAGACAUCCUCCCUCCCUUGCACUUUUCUUUCCCUGCCAGAGAUGUGGUUGCCAUGACAACUGCUGAGUCACUGUUCACCCAGUCUCCAUCCUCCCUCUAAUGUCAUUUCCUCAUGAAGCAUAUAGGCCUGAAUUAGAACACAGUUGUAGCGUAGCAAAUUUACUGCUGUAUGUUUUGUUUUGUUUUUCCUGAAGAGGUGAGCUGCAGUCAUUCUAAUGGGUAACGUACCUACUACAGUAAAGCACUGCUUGAGCUAUAAGCAAAUUAUCGAGGACUACCCUUGGUUGAAAAGCUGGCUAGAGGAAGAGAAGAUCAUUACCGAACAUGAGUAUCCAGACUUUGUGAAAAUUGUUGAAGUUGGUCCAAGGGAUGGACUUCAAAAUGAAAAGGAAAAUGUACCAACAAGGGUAAAAAUCCAGCUGAUCGACAUGCUUUCAACAACAGGCCUUUCUGUGAUUGAGGCCACAAGCUUUGUCUCUUCAAAGUGGGUACCGCAGAUGGCAGACCACACAGAUGUCCUCAGAGGAAUCCAGAGAGCACCUCAUGUUAGAUACCCUGUUUUGACUCCAAACAUGCAAGGUUUUCAGGAUGCUGUUUCAGCUGGUGCCACUGAAGUAGCUGUGUUCGGCUCUGCAUCUGAAACCUUCAGCAGAAAAAAUAUCAACUGUUCCAUUGCUGAAAGCAUGUUGCGGUUUGAGGAGGUCAUUAGUGCUGCCAAAGAUCGACAAAUCCCUGUUCGUGGAUACGUUUCUUGUGCCCUCGGGUGCCCCUAUGAGGGAAACAUUGAUCCCUCAAAGGUUGCUGAGGUAGCAAAAGGGUUAUAUGAAAUGGGUUGUUAUGAGAUUUCGUUGGGAGAUACUAUUGGCGUUGGUACACCUGGCUCCAUGUUCAAGAUGCUGCAGAAGGUGAUGAAAGAUGUGCCAAUUAAAUCUCUUGCAGUUCACUGCCAUGACACCUAUGGUCAAGCACUUCCCAACAUUCUUACUGCUCUUCAGAUGGGAGUCUCAGUGGUGGAUUCAGCAGUGGCAGGCCUUGGUGGAUGCCCCUAUGCACAGGGUUCAUCUGGCAAUGUUUCAACAGAGGAUGUUCUUUACAUGCUCCAUGGCAUGGGCAUUGAAACUGGAGUGAACCUUGACAGAGUCAUAGAAGCUGGUGACUUUAUAUGCAACGCUUUAGAUCGCAGAACAAACUCCAAGGUGGCUCAGGCAAGAAGCAGGACACUUUGAGGAUGCCAUACUAGCUAAUGAGUUAAAACUGUUACUUUCUAAAGUUCUUUUUCUGAAAUCCAUCUAUUUGGAAUGGAGGUUUUCUUGCUUUUUAAUCUAAAAAGAUCACCAAGCACCCACUGUAAGUUUACUUUUUGAAUUGAAUCUGAAUUUCUGAAUUUAAUUGAAUACCUGGUCGUUUAUUUAUUCCUUAUUUAUCACAGUUCCGUAACCAGUGGGAAAGUGAUUUAAUUGAAGUAAUACCUCAUUACAUCUAAAAUAUGUAUUUCUUUCCUGAGUUGUUAAUAAAAAUACUAUAAUUUAUAAUAUUUUUUUUCAACUUUUUCUGUUGUAUUUAUAAGGUAGAUACACACAGAAUGGCUGUAUGCACUUAUUGGGCCUUUAUAAUUGGAAAAUAAAAAGAAUUUUCAGAUAGCAGGCACCCUGAACAGGUAGCAAUCCCCACCUAGGAUGACAAAGACUAAUUAAAAAAACAAAUAAAAAAAUUUCAACUUUGUUUAACUGCAGGAGAAAGCCAGUUUCAAGAGAACUACUAAAUGCACCAUAAAAACUUCUUACAAGGCAACAGUGCUACCUGUUACUUGUGCCCAGAAUUGUAAUACUUUAGGUUCAUAUUGUCCAAAGAUUGAUAGGGGUGCCUUCUGUACAUUUUAAACUGUCCUCUGGACCAAUUUGUC